Molecule: messenger RNA, 3117 nt
Organism: Magnusiomyces paraingens
Lineage: Eukaryota; Fungi; Ascomycota; Dipodascomycetes; Dipodascales; Dipodascaceae
Exons: 1
Coding region: 1-3117 (1038 amino acids)
Biological process (GO): mitotic DNA damage checkpoint signaling; protein phosphorylation
Cellular component (GO): cytoplasm; nucleus
Molecular function (GO): protein serine/threonine kinase activity; ATP binding
Source: RefSeq, a predicted model, not a curated record
AUGCCUGACCGACCUAUUCUUCCAAUGACUUCGGUUGAUACAAUCCAUGAAGAAGAACCUUCUAAUGAAGAACAAUAUUCUUCUUCUUCUUCUUCUUCUUCUUCUUCUUCUCCUCCAACAACAACUAGCCUUUCCUCUCAAGUGGCUGCCAUUUCCAUUGCAAACCCCCCUCCUUCUGCUGCUGCAAUGGCUAGAGCUCCAGGCCCUUACCAACUCAGCCCAUCUUCUGCCCUCUCUUCUGAAAUCCCAGCUGUCCCCCUUGGUGUCAAUACCUCUGUAGCUGCUCCCGUUGUUCAAUCAUCAUCAUUAUCAUCAUCUGGUGGUGUCUCUCCUCUUUCAUCUCGUAAACCUUCCUUUAAUACCAUUGAGUCUUCUACUGCUGGCCCAAUUUCCCCACACUCAACUUCUGCUGCCCCUUCACCAAUCUCUCGAACCUCUUCAGCUUCUUCUACCUCUUCCAUUGGCUCUGCUACCUCUGCCUCUGUCACAAUUACAGGCCAUGGCUCUAAUAAUUUGUCUUCAAACCAUCAUACACCACCAUUAUCCCCAUCUUCUAAUAGUUCUUCCUAUUCAAGACUCUCAAAACUUAUACACAGGGGUUCUAAUCAUGGCCAAAGCUUAUCUGGAACCAAUGGCGCGGCCGAAUCGCACCACAACUCUUCUAGAAAAUUGUCUGCACCUGCUGCUCCCCAAGCAGCCACUCUAGCUGCUUCUCAACAACAAUCACAACAAAACCAUUUUCCAGGCACGAGGCCCCAUUCGUCCUCCUCGGCUGCUGCCACUGCUGAUUCAGCCGCUGCUAUCGCUGCAAAUGUUAAUAAUAAUGCCAAUGCUACUACUGCUACUAAUGCUACUUCUCCUCCUUCUGCCCAUGGAACUAAACAUUCUAGUCUCUUUAGAAGAAAUACAACUGCUACAUCCACUGGUAGACCAAACUCUGCCGGUGCCGGUGCCGGUGCUGCUGCUGUUGUCUCGGCUUCUUCUUCUGCUGCAACUCAACGUAAACCAAAAGCUUCUGGCCCUACUGCAACCCCAGCUAAUAAUAUUGCCAUGUCUUUUGGUGCUGAAACUGGAGUGGCUACUGCUGCUGAGCUUAAUCGAGCAAACACUAUGCAAUCUUAUGCUGCAAACCAACGUCCCCAACCUGUCCCUUCAUCACGAUCCUUUAGUGUAUCCCGCUUGACUUCUCGUUUUACUAAACACCGCUCUGGCUCAGAUUCUAGUGACUCGAAUGUUCCAACCCCUGCAGGUAGUACCCCCCCAUCUCGUCAAAACUCUCGCCAACCUUCACGUCAAUCUUCCUUUUCUUCAGUCUCUUCCUCUAGACCUCCAUCUCCAGGUCAUGAAAAGGAAAAUCCUGCUGAUUAUCUUCCUUCCCAUCUUCUCGUUAAGGACUGGCACUUGGGUCACAAGUAUUCUUUUGGUAAACUUAAAAAGAAGACUCUUGGUGAUGGUGCCACUGCUACUGUUAUUGUUGUUACUGGACCAAGCCUUAUCCCAGGCUCUAAAGAAAAGGAGACGUAUGCUUGCAAAGUUUACAAGAAGCGACCCCCUAAAUCUGCAGAAACAGUUCGCGAAUAUUAUGAAACAUUUGCUGAUGAGUAUGUAAUUAUGCGCAAUCUCCAACACAUGAAUGUUGUUCACGCUUUUGAUUUGAUGGUGGAUUCUAAAGGCGCCUGGUGCACUAUUUUGGAAUAUUGUGAAAAUGGUGACCUUCACUCUCUGCUGGAAUUGACUCGCAAGUAUAAGAAGCGCAUGUCUAGAGAACAACGUGCUUGUCUUUUUAAGCAGCUACUUUAUGGUAUCAAUUAUAUUCACUCUAGAGGUAUUGCUCACCGUGAUAUUAAGCCUGAAAAUUUGCUUAUCAGUGCUCGUGGAGAAUUAAAGAUUUCUGACUUUGGUGUUUCUGUUUAUCUUUAUGAUGGUAACCCAGCUCCUGAAGAUGAAGCUGUGGCUGAUGCUACAGUUAAGCUGGCUUCUGGUCUUUGUGGUUCUGAGUUUUAUAUGGCUCCUGAGAUUCAUUCUCGUCGUAAACUUAAGGAGGAGGGUAAAGGUGAUGGACAUUAUGAUGCUCGCAAGGUUGAUAUUUGGGCUUGCGCUGUUACCUUUUUUAACAUUUUUUAUGGUUUCAACCUUUGGGGGGUUGCUGACUUUCAUAAGGAUAAUUUGUUUAAAAAGUUUUCGCGUGAAAUUUACAAUUACUGGAUUCAAGAGUUGGACUCUGCUUAUAUGAAUGUUAUUUCCAUUUUACCUAUUUAUAAUGGAUACAAGGGUAUGGAUGAAUCUACUACGGAGGAAAUUUUGGCUAUUGAUGCUGCUGCAAAUGAGCAAUUACAAGGCCCACAAAAGUCUGGACUGGCUAAUAUUUUGCGUCUUGAAGAAUUGGUUGAUAAUUUGAGGGAUGUUAUAGAGGAGAUUGAUGAGUGGGAUGUUGAAGUUGAAGAGCAUGAUCGUUUGAAGAAGGAUAAGGAGCGCAAGGAAAAGUUUACUGCAGAAGGCCAAGCUGAUAAGUUUGAGCCUACUCCUGCACCUGCACCUCCUAAAGUUGAAGCUGUUGAUGCCUUUAUUGCUGAACAUAAGCGUCGUCCUCGUGUGCCUCGUUAUGAUUUGUCAUUUUACCAUUCACAAACUAAUGAAGAACAACCUUUGUUUAUGGUAAACUCUGCUGGUGAAGGUAUUAAGCGUAUGUUGGCACAAAUGCUUUUACCUUUUCCUGAGAAGCGACCUUCAGCUCGGGCCAUUUUGGCUAUGCCUUGUAUGCGCAAGAUUAUGACUUGUGUUGAUCCUGAGCCUCAAGAUGCUCUUUUGAGUUGUCCCUUGGAGGAUGGAAAUUCUGAAGAUGGUGGAAUUUAUGCUGGUGCUACUGUUGUAUCUGCAGGACCUUCUUCAACUUCUGGAAUGCUUUCUGCAGCACAAGAAAUGGCUGCACGAGAUAAUGGAGCCAAUCGAAAGGCUACAAUGCAACGUACACAAACUGCAGAAGAUAUGAAGAAGUUGUUGGAUGCUAGUAGAAAUGUUCGUCGUGGAAAUAACCGACAUAAUCAUGAUUUACCAGUGAAGCCGCCUAGCGGACAUGGCCUGGGUGAGUUUAAACAGGCUCCACAUGAGUUUUAUUGA